Nymphaea colorata (pocket water lily) is the source of this 2473-nucleotide messenger RNA. Its product is annotated as LRR receptor-like serine/threonine-protein kinase FLS2. Lineage: Eukaryota; Viridiplantae; Streptophyta; Magnoliopsida; Nymphaeales; Nymphaeaceae. Bases 403 to 2202 code for a protein of 599 amino acids. The transcript has a single exon. The record is from RefSeq and is a predicted model, not a curated record. Gene Ontology annotation, molecular function: protein binding.
UCCGGACCUCUUACAUUCUUCCGACCAAAUAAAAUAAUGUUACCAGCUGGUUCUUCUUGGUACCUUAAUCCGUUCCAUCGAGGAACUUUGAAGAACCAAAUUCGUAAUUCAACAGGAAGACGUCCCGAAUGCUCGUCAUCAAUGCUAAGCACAUGCACGAACAUCCAUGUGAAGGGAAUUAAAAGGAAACAACAGUAAAAAAUUUUAAACAAACGAAGCGAGCAAAGGGCAGGCCCUAUAAAAACAACGCAGGCCUAGGUUCAUGCGUCCAGCUUUCCCUGCCUUACUCCCCUCCUCUUUCCUCUUCACGCCCUUCCGGUCACUAUGCGUUUCUCCGCACCCGAGGAAGAAGAUCAUCCCAGCAAAUAGGAGAGUGAGACAGAGAGGAUCAACCAUAACUUGAUGGAUCUCUUGAAGUCCAAAAUGAGAGAACACGGACGGAUUCUCCAUUUGCUCUUCAUUUUAGCUGUUAGCUUCCAUUUUCUUCUCGACUCACCUGGGGUUUCAGCAGAAACAGAGUCAGCCUACCCCACUUGCGCUGCUUCAGACAGAGCUACUCUUCUGAGCUUCAAAUCCAGCAUUUUGAGAGAUACAACAGGCUUUCUGUCCACAUGGGUUGGUGAAGACUGCUGUGGAGCAUGGGAGGGAAUCCAGUGUGAUACCAAAACAGGAAGGGUGAUUGUAUUGCAACUGCAAGCAGGUUCAGAUGGCACCAGCUUCAUGAAGGGCGUCCUUUCCCCUUCUUUAGGUAACCUUGAAUUCUUGCAGGUCAUGUUGAUCUCAGGGAAGCAGAUCAUGGGCCCGAUCCCUGAAAGCAUUUCCAAGUUAUCAUCUCUCACACAACUGUAUUUGGAAGACAACAUGCUGGGAGGAAGUAUUCCUUCAAGCUUGGGUAAGUUGACCUUGCUCGAGGCCCUCUCUCUCAGUGGUAACAGGUUGGGGGGAGUUGUUCCUCCAGAACUGGGGAGCCUAAAGAAUCUGGUGCAGAUAAAUCUGGGGAAGAAUGUCUUAACAGGAGGAAUUCCGUCCACAUUGGGAAAACUUCGUCGCCUGGAGUCCCUUGACCUCUGCUCCAAUAGUUUGUCUGGGCACAUUCCUGAUUUUUUUGGGGAACUGAAGAAUCUCAAAUAUAUUGACCUAUCUGACAAUGAAUUCAGUGGGAGUUUACCAAAUUCAAUUAGCAACUUGCCGUAUAUUCACAGCUUAAUUUUAAACAACAACCACCUUACUGGUGAGCUCCCACGCCAGAUUGGUAAUUUGAGAUCUCUUUGCACUCUUUCUGUCAGCCAAAAUCUCCUUACAGGCACCAUUCCAGAUUCACUGAGCAGACUACCAAACCUAUGGCAUCUUAACCUCUCAAGAAACGGGUUUUCUGACCCGUUGCCUGCUUCUCUUGCUCAAGGCAUGCCUUCCCUGUUGCGCAUCGAUCUUUCAUACAACAAUCUCCAUUUGGGUAGUGUCCCAGCUUGGAUUGCGAACAGAGAAUUGAGAGAUGUCCACCUUGCAGGGUGCAGAAUCGAAGGGCCACUCCCACAUUUUUCGAAUGCUUCCAGCCUGAAUUCUAUAGAUCUAUCUGAUAACUCCCUGACGGGUCAAAUUGGCAACUUCUUCGUCUCAAUGACAAGUUUAGACACAGCAAAGUUGUCAAACAAUAUGCUAGAAUCAGAUGUAUCAGGAAUUAUCCUUCCAAGUGGGCUGUCUCUCAUCGACAUGCAUUCGAACAGGCUUUAUGGAUCCAUUUCUGCAUUUAUCACAAACAACAUCGGCAAAUUUCUGGAGAUUGUGAACUUGUCUUGGAAUAGGAUUGAAGGGACACUUCCUGAGUUUAGGCAGGGUUCAAAUCUAAGAUCACUGGAUUUGUGUAGCAACAGAAUUGCAGGCACAAUCCCCAACUCAAUGUCAAACUUGGUCAAUCUUCGGAGGCUGGAUAUCUCAAGAAACAACAUUCAGGGUAACAUCCCUGCAAACUUGGGCCAAUUGCAGUCUCUAGAAUGGCUUGAUGUCUCCACCAACAGACUUGGAGGGAACAUCCCUAAGACCCUUGGCAGCCUAAGGCAUGCAAACUUCAGAAGCAAUUAUCUUUGUGGGCAAAUACCACAGAAGAGGCCUUUCAACGUCUUCCCUGCAGCAGCAUAUGCGCACAACCAAUGCUUAUGUGGAGCUCCGCUUCCAUCCUGCAGCAGAACAGAGCUCCAGAGGUGAGUCAUAGCGCAGACAAGCUGCCACAAUGGAAUCCAUCCUCCGCAUCCUUGCUGGUUACCUUCCUCAACCGAACAUCAUAUCAUAAAAAAGUAAACAAGUUCGAGGCCGAUUAACUGAUCGACUGAUAACCGACUGACAUUUAUUCAGUUCCUCUUUUUAUCCUUGAUUUUUUAUUUCCUUUUUCCUAGUUUAUUCUUGUGGCCCAGAGUUGUUUCGAUCCCCAUGUACUACCCUUUUCCUUUUCUGAAUUAUCACUGCUAAUUCUAUCUUA